UUCUGUCACACUGACUCUCUUCUCUACUGACAAAAGCAAUAAAGAAUCAGCGACCAGUGAAGAACGAAGAGAAACACUUUCAAAGGGGAUUUUUUUAGACAUUUGUUUCUGAAUAGAAAGCAGAUCUUUGUGAUUCUCUUGGUGAUUAAUUUUUCAAAGCAUUGUUGUGAAACUGAAAGUAAAGUUCAGAUCGCUGGAGCUCAAACAGUGAAAAUGGCUUCACUAAAUGUAUCUGUAGAAGAGCUUUCUUGGCCUGUGUGCUGUGAAAUCUUCAAGACUCCUGUUGUUUUAUCAUGUAGCCACAGUUUCUGUAAAGAGUGUCUUCAACAGUUCUGGAGAACCAAGAAAGCUCAGGAGUGUCCUGUCUGCAGAAGAUCCUCAAAACAUGAACCUCCAGUUAAUCUUGUGUUAAAGAACUUGUGCGAGUCGUUCCUGAAGGAGAGAAAUGAGAACUGUUCAUCAGGAUCUGAGGAGAUCUGCAGUUUACACAGUGAGAAACUCAAACUCUUCUGUCUGGAGGACAAACAGCCGGUGUGUUUAAUGUGCAGAGAUUCACAACAACAUGACAAUCAUAAAUUCAGAGCCAUCAGUGAAGUGGUUUCAUCAUAUAAGGAGGAGCUCAAUACAGCACUGAAAUCAUUACAAGAGAAACUUCAACACAAUGAAACAAUGAAAGGAGAGUUUGAGAAAACAGUUCAACACAUCAAGUCUCAAGCUGAGCACACAGAGCAUCAGAUUAAACAGCAGUUUGAGAAGCUUCAUCAGUUUCUCAGAGAUGAAGAAGAAGCUACAAUCACUGCACUGAGGGAGGAAGAGGAGCAGAAGCAGCAGAUGAUGAAGGAGAAGCUGGAGGAGAUGAACAGACACAUCUCAGCUCUUUCACACACAAUCAGAGACAUGGAGGAGAUGAUGAGAGCCAGUGACGUCUGCUUUCUGAAGGAGUUUCCAGUCUCAAUGGAAAGAGUCCAGAUCUCAUCACAGCUGGAUCCACAGAUGACUUCUGGAGCUUUGAUUCAUGUGCCGCGUUAUUUGGGCAACCUGCCGUUCAGAGUCUGGAAGAAGAUGCAGGACAUCGUCCAGAAAACUCCUGUGAUUCUGGAUCCAAACACGGCUCAUAGAGAUCUCGCUCUGUCUGAUGAUCUGACCAGUGUGAGAAACUGCAGGAACAAACAACCUCCUCCUGAUAAUCCAGAGAGAUUUGACUAUUAUCACUGUGUUCUGGGUUCAGAGGGUUUUAACUCAGGAACACACUGCUGGGAUGUGGAGGUUAAACAGAGUAAAUACUGGAGACUUGGAGUAACUACAGCAUCAAACCAGAGGAAGGGAUGUGAUUGUUUUAACGCUGAUGUCUGGAGUGUGUAUCAGUAUGGACGGUCUUUGCGUUCUGGUUUUCGUGUUGAACAGUAUCUUGAGUAUGUGAGAGUGAAUCUGGACUAUGACAGAGGAACAGUGUCAUUCUCUGAUCCUGUAAAUCACACACAUCUACACACAUUCACAACCACCUUCACUCACACACUCUUCCCAUUCUUCUAUUGUUCUUCCUCUCUGAGGAUCUUAGCGAUCAAUAGUCAGUAAUCAUUACUCCUGUAGGUCUGGAUCUUUCUGCUUUCAUCUUUCAUCAUGUUUCAACAUUUAAUCACGAGUACGAGACUUGAUCUGAAUGUCAGUAUGGUUGUGAUUCAUAGUUAGUGAUCACUGAUGGAUAUUAAAUUACUGAUUAAAUGUCUAUAAAUUUCAUAUUAUCUGCAGAAGUGAAGUUAAUAUCAAGUAAUAUAAUAAUAUCAAGACAAUUAGUAAUAGAUAUUAAACAU
Molecule: messenger RNA, 1811 nt
Organism: Sinocyclocheilus anshuiensis
Lineage: Eukaryota; Metazoa; Chordata; Actinopteri; Cypriniformes; Cyprinidae
Product: nuclear factor 7, ovary-like
Exons: 6
Coding region: 214-1575 (453 amino acids)
Molecular function (GO): protein binding; zinc ion binding
Source: RefSeq, a predicted model, not a curated record